Molecule: messenger RNA, 2524 nt
Organism: Cryptotermes secundus
Lineage: Eukaryota; Metazoa; Arthropoda; Insecta; Blattodea; Kalotermitidae
Exons: 2
Coding region: 473-1984 (503 amino acids)
Biological process (GO): regulation of transcription by RNA polymerase II
Cellular component (GO): nucleus
Molecular function (GO): double-stranded DNA binding
Source: RefSeq, a predicted model, not a curated record
CAUAUAAAUGCAUAUUUGAACCAUAUUUUAGCUUUAGGUCAUAUUUGGGCUCAAAGUGAUAUAAAAUCAUAUUUCUGGUCAUAUUUUAGGCGAGUUUCACUUAUUGCUCAGAAAUAUAUUUGCAAGUAUGGGCAACGAUGUUAUUUGGAACUUCAUUUCUUAGAAAUAUUUGGCCUUGUGUAAUGGGAUUUGAAGGAAUACUGUACAGUGUGAAGGGUAACGGUUCUUGACCUGGCGUAGAAUCAACCACUUUGAAAAGAGAAAUUGCCACCUCUGCCUCUGUCUGUCUGUCUGUCUGUCUUUUUGUGUCUCUUUUUCUCCUCCACUGCAGUGAUACCUGAAGUCCAGUUUGUUUCUUGCAUAUUGGUGAAAAAUUUUUCCAUCCACAAAGCGGUAAAUUUCUACCCUCUCCCCGAAACCCGUCCAAUACAGUACUGUAUUCAUAACUUCAGUUGUUCAGUAUAGUUUCAAGAUGCCUAAAGUCAAGUGCUCUAAUAGCGUGAAGUUGCGUGGUUUUAUUAAAGAGUUUGGUGACAAAUAUUUUAGUACUGACGGAGAAAUUUUAUUUUGCAAAAUGUGUGAAGUGAAAGUUACGGCAGACAAACGUUUUACGGUGCAACAACACUGCAAUACAGCUAAACAUAGAAGCUGUGUAAACAGAGAAAUUACCACGGAAAGUAGACAGCGAUUGUUGUUUGAAAAGUCAUCCUCCAGUUCACCGAAAUCAGGAAAUGCCUCCGAGUUUUCAAAGGAUCUUUGUACUAUGAUGGUUUCAUCAAAUAUUCCAUUACAUAAAGUAGAUACACCUAGUUUCCGAAACUUCCUCGAAAAAUAUACAACUCAUCCCAUUCCGACCGAAUCCACAUUAAGAAAGAACUAUCUCACUUCCUGCUACGAUGUUACCAUCAAUAAAAUAAGAAACUGUGUCGGAAAUAAUAAAAUAUGGGUGUCUAUCGACGAAACUACCGACGUAAGUGGUAGAUUUGUAGCGAAUGUUGUUGUUGGUAUACUGAAAGAUGACCAGCCUCGAGAUAUAUUCCUAUUGGCAUGUGAGGUGUUGGAAAAAGUGAAUAAUUCUUCCAUUGCUGUUGUUUUCGACAAUGCGAUGAAUUUGCUGUGGCCAAAUAAGGUAGAACGAGAGAAUGUGCUCCUCUUCUUAACGGAUGCCGCUCCAUAUAUGGUAAAGGCAGCAAAGGGACUUCAGGUACUGUAUCCCAAAAUGAUUCAUGCAACGUGUCUCGCACAUGCUCUGCAUAGGGUAGCAGAAGAGGUGCGAGAGAGCUACUUUGAUGUAGAUAAAUUAAUAGCAAAUGGGAAGAAAAUUUUUGUUAAGGCUCCACUUCGAUUGCAGAAGUUUAAAGAAGAGGCUCCAUCACUACCCCUUCCCCCUAAGCCUAUUCUAACACGAUGGGGGACUUGGCUCGAUGCUGCAGAUUAUUAUUGCACACACUACAGUGUGAUUGAAAAUAUCUUCAUGAAGUUUGACAGAGAUGAUUCAUCUUCAAUUCGAACUGUACAAAAUUUGUUUUCAUCAACCACGUCAAGAAAUCUAGCGUACAUAAAAUCAAAUUUCAGUGUGAUAUCAAAAUCCAUCAUUAGACUUGAAGCUGUGGGCAUGCAACUGUGCAAUGCAUUACAAAUUGUUAAGAAAGUUGAAAGUGAACUACAUCAAGCACAGGGCGAAGUUGCUGUGAAAAUUAGUGCAAAAUUACAAAAUGUGCUCCAACGAAAUCCUGGAUAUUCAACACUGUGUACAAUUUCUGACAUUCUUUGUGGCAAAGAAGUUGAAUUUGACAACAGUGAAUUAGAACUUGACGCAAGUGAUUUGACUUGUUUUAAGUAUGCCCCUGUGACAUCUUGCGACGUAGAAAGGAGUUCCUCCAAAUACAAGGCCACUGUUAGUGACAAUCGGAGGUCCUUCAAGUUCGAGAAUUUGAAAAUGCAUGUUGUCAUUCAGUGCAACUCUACUGAAAAGGAAGAUUAAGGGUCAGCAUUGUGUUGUGAUGGAUGCUUCACGGCUUAAAGACAUUUAUUCAGAAAAAAUUACUUUGUACACUUUUCAAUAAAACGCCAUUCAGCUUUUCUCUUUGUGGGGUCAGCAAUGUGCUGUGAUCGAGGCUUCAGAGCUUAAAGAUAUUUAUUCAGGACAAAAUAACUUUGUAAACUUCUUAAUAAAUUGCCAUUCUUAGGAAUUUUUGUUAAAUAUUUAAUUAUUUUUUGUGGGCCAUUCUGUCACAUUUUGCCAUUUUUAGGGCAUAAAUGCAUGCAUACUUUCAAAGUUUUUAGGUCAGAAAAAUCCGAGCCCUAAUGAUCACCUAUAAUUCAUACUUAUUUUGUCAUUGAAUAUGACACAAAAUCCAAACAUGGUGCUUUUAAAUGGCCUUUAUAAUAUCCCACAUGUUUAACAUCAACACAUCUUCACACUACAUGAAAGUCACCCAAUCCAUUAAAAAUUCAUCACUUCAAUAUGUAAAGGUGAUCAUUCAAAACAAAUAUGAGGGUAAGUCAAUAAGUAAGUUACAAA